AUGGACGAAUUCGAUUCUUUAAAUGCUAUCCAGCAUAUUCAUAUACAAGCUAGGCAUCCAAGGAAUCGUUUGUUGUCAAUCGUUCAUGAUUCGGAAUUCAUUGACCGCGUCCUUGAAAGCUAUCCUAACUUCAAAUGCGUUGUCAAUGAACGUUGCGGCACUUGGUAUGUAAAACCAAUUCAUGCACCUUUUUCUGCGUAUUUUAAGAGUACCGAUGGCCAUACAGGACAAUGGUCUUUUAGUACUCGUCGGUUAAAUCUUCACCUGCUCGACAUAAUCCAUGACUAUGGUGGAAUUGUCCUUGUUGAUUCAACCAGGCGUGGUAAACGAAUGCCCGAUGCCUUGUCGAAAACAGUUCCCAUCUGGAUUGCUACUCUUAAUAAAUGCGUUUUCGAGAGACUGCGUCCCCAUGACUUGGAAAAUCGUCAGCUCGUAUUUUUUCCUCCUUAUCUUCCAGCUACAGAACGAUCUGCUAUGAGCCAGAAGUUGGAAGGUUUUGUUGAUUUGCUUAUGAAUUCAGGAAUCAAUUUGGAUUUUAUUUCCUCGAAAUUACAGAAGCCUAUACGUCCUUUAUGGGCCACUCCGAGUAGCACUCUAUCUUCCGCUCAGUUUGAAAAUUAUCAUACCGUGGUACUCGUGACAGCCAGUAAACAAGUACAUGAUGGUUAUUCUAGGGAAUAUGGAUUUUUGUAUGUUCAGGGUGCAGCAGACGAUGAAGAAGAAUGGGCUAGUGGACUUGGUCCUACAGCGUUUUGGAAUCAUGCUGACUACAUUUUAUCACUACCCGAGGAAGAAUUUGCUUCAAACAUUCAAGAUUUAUUGUCUAAAGUCUCCAACGAUGGUAGUUAUAAGGCUGAUGCAAAUUUGGUUUCAGAUGCCCUUACCCAUCUUGCACCGACGAAUAUACUCAUCGGAGAUCGAAGCAAGUUUUCUGCUACCGAAUUUAAAAAAACUUGCUUAAUUUUAAAUUUUUCUGCUCAACCGUUGAGUAUACCAGAAGAAUUUCACCGUCCGAUAGAGUCUGGCAAGAAGGGAGCCCAGAGUUUUCGCAAACAAGCACCUAAGCUUUUGUCAGAAUUAAAUGGGAUCAAGCCUCCAUGGGGCAUGCGAGAUUCCUUAAUCUUGUUGGACGAUCAAGGUGGAAAAGAAAUUGCCUCUUGCUUUGCAUUAUUUUUGCUUUCACUAUAUUAUGGAUCUGAUUUACAAAAGCUUUCGACGCCAUUAACACUUGACGCUUCACAGACUUACCUUGAUAAGCAUCAAAUAAGACAAAGGCUGAUAAAGAUAAUUGAAUUACAUCCAAAAACCAAUCCCUCUCGUGCUUUUCUAAUUGCCGUAAAUACUUUACUUUUAAGCUCCUCUUCUUAA
Messenger RNA from Schizosaccharomyces osmophilus, 1368 nucleotides. It is a transcript of the gene rit1, whose product is annotated as initiator methionine tRNA 2'-O-ribosyl phosphate transferase. The record is from RefSeq and is a predicted model, not a curated record. Lineage: Eukaryota; Fungi; Ascomycota; Schizosaccharomycetes; Schizosaccharomycetales; Schizosaccharomycetaceae. The transcript is spliced from 2 exons. Bases 1 to 1368 code for a protein of 455 amino acids. Gene Ontology annotation, cellular component: cytoplasm. Gene Ontology annotation, molecular function: tRNA adenosine(64)-2'-O-ribosylphosphate transferase activity. Gene Ontology annotation, biological process: charged-tRNA amino acid modification.